Messenger RNA from Syzygium oleosum, 1272 nucleotides. Its product is annotated as probable 3-hydroxyisobutyryl-CoA hydrolase 3. The record is from RefSeq and is a predicted model, not a curated record. Gene Ontology annotation, molecular function: 3-hydroxyisobutyryl-CoA hydrolase activity. Gene Ontology annotation, biological process: L-valine catabolic process. Lineage: Eukaryota; Viridiplantae; Streptophyta; Magnoliopsida; Myrtales; Myrtaceae. The transcript is spliced from 14 exons. The coding region runs from base 62 to 1237 and encodes 391 amino acids.
UGCGCAGCACAAAUAGGAGGAGAGAUCAGAGAAAUAGAGAGAGAGAGAGAGAGAGUGAAGGAUGCAGGCUCUGAGCUCUACCGAGUUGUUCCGCAGAAACUUGACCGAGCAGCCGGUGCUGUUUGAAGAGCAUUCAGGAGUGAGAAAGGUGAUCUUGAACCGGCCUUCCAAGUUAAACUCCCUCACUUUCGAAAUGGUUUCUCAGAUGUUUAGCAAGCUGAAAAUCUACGAGGACGAUCGUACCGUCAACUUUGUCAUAUUGAAGGGAAACGGGAAAGCAUUUUGUGCGGGUGGUGAUGUUGUGGGAAAUAUGUGCUACAUGUUGACAGGACAUUGGAGCUUCGGAGCAAGCUUCUACAAGAAACAGCUCACCUUGGAUCACUUGAUAGCUACCUAUAAAAAGCCUUUGGUAUGCCUCAUCAAUGGCGUUGUAAUGGGUGGUGGUGCCGGAAUCUCCAUGCACGGGAGCUUUAGAGUCGUGACAGAGAAGACGGUAUUUGCAAUGCCUGAAGCAAUACUUGGACUAUUUCCGGAUGUGGGUGCAUCUCAUUUUCUAUCCAAACUUCCCGGUUACUUUGGUGAAUAUGUCGGACUAACCGGAGCAAGAGUGGAUGGAGCAACAAUGGUUGCAUGUGGCCUUGCUACUCAUUUUGUCUUUUCAAAGGAUCUUCCUCUUUUAGAGCACACUCUCUCUUCGGUGGAUCCAUCAAAUGCAGCAGAAAUUUUAUACGUCAUCAACAAAUUUGCGCACAAAUCCAAUACAAAAGAGGAAGAGCUCCACAAAAGAUUGAAGAGUAUAAACAGAUGUUUCUCAAGACAAACUGUGGAGGGCAUAUUACAUUUUCUCGAAAAGGAGUUGCGGGAUAACUUGGCAGAGAAAUGGAUCGCUGAUGCAGUGAACAAUAUGAAGUCUGCUAGUCCGACCAGCCUUAAGGUUUUUCUGAGAUCGAUAAGAGAAGGACGUGGUCAGACGAUCGAACAAUGUCUAGCUCGUGAGUACACCGUCUUUUGCAACAUUGUGCGGAGGAAGAUCACCAAUGACUACUACGAGGGUUCAAGGGCAAUUUUUUUCGAUAAAGACAAAAAGCCCAAGUGGGAGCCGGCGAAAUUAGAAUUAGUCACAACAGAGACGGUGGAUAUGAUUUUCAAAGCAUCGGAGGAUGAUGACGAUUGGAAUUGUCUACAGCUGCAUGCACGGUCCUCCAACUUGCUUGACCACGCAAGAUCGAAGCUCUAAACAAACUACUUGUAGUUUUUAGUUACUACAGAUGC